UCUACAGGUUGAGUUGAAAAGACAGUUACAGAGAAUGUUGUCGUGAAGAAUGAGCAUCUGGCCAAUCUAAGAUGUACAUGGUGGAUUUGGAAUCCUAGGAGCCCAGCAGGACUUCACAUUCCAAGGCCUGGAACAUUCCAGCAAAAUGUGUAGCAAGGAUUCAAAGGGUAAAAGCAAUUCCCCUCUCAAAGGCCAUGGACCUGAGUAUUCAGAAAACAGUUCAGCCAGCCAGCAGAAGUACAAGCUGAAAACAGAGAGGCGGGGAACAGAGUCAGAUGGCUGUGUAAGUGAAGACGAGAGCAUAUCCCAGAGGCUGUCUGUCCUGCCCAGAGGUAUGUCACUCAUCAGUGAAGAGGAGCUGAUACAAUUGGCACAGAUCAAGCCAUCACAAACAAGAAGUGACCUACAGUAUGAUAUCAAAAUUUUAAUUGAGAAGCUUCAAAGGCAGAUUGAACAGCAAGAGAUACUAAAGGAGUUUGUGAGUUUAGAACACAUGAAGCCAAUUGAUGACUGCUGGAUUGGUAAAGCACCAGAAAAUCGGGAAAAGAACCGAUAUCGAGAUAUCCUGCCAUAUGAUGAGACACGAGUUCCCCUUGGAGAGAUGAAGGGGUACAUCAAUGCCAGUUACAUUCGCAUGCCACUGGGCAAAAAGCAGUAUUUUUAUAUCUCCACCCAGGGACCUCUGGCUUGUACCAUGAAUGACUUCUGGCAAAUGAUUUGGGAAAAUCACUCCAAUGUCAUUGCCAUGAUUACAAGAGAAAUGGAGUGUGGAAUAUCAAAAUGCCAUAGAUACUGGCCUGAGCCUCCCCAUGAUUCUGUGGAUUUGAUUCAGUUCCAGCUGCGACUGCAUAACUACCAAAUCCUGGAUUGUUUUAUCAUUAGAAUGAUAGAAAUGAUGGACAAACAGACUCAGGAGAGGCGUAUUGUACAGCAUCUUCAGUUUACAUCCUGGCCAGACCAUGGUACCCCCAGAUCAUCAGAACAUCUUGUCAAAUUUGUUCGGUACAUGAGAAAAAUUCACCAGACUGGCCCUAUCGUUGCACAUUGCAGUGCUGGAAUUGGAAGAAGCGGGGUGCUGCUUUGUGUGGAUAUUUUAUUGAACCAUAUAGAAGAAGAUAUGUCUUUUGACAUCAAACAGAUAGUAAAAGAUUUGAGACAUCAACGCUUUGGAAUGAUUCAAACCAAGGAACAGUAUAUGUUUUGCUAUGAAAUAGCUCUUGAAGUCCUAAAGAAUAUUCAGAACAUGGAUUCCCAUCUAAUGCAGUAAGGAAACUGAAAUUCUUCUGUCACCAUUUAUCUUGGACUCUACUUGCAACUUAUUCCAUCAAGAUGCCCAAGGGGCAUGGGGAGGUACUGUAAAUGCAGUUGCACUGUAUUUCAGUCUUUGAAAAACAUGGAUUUCUGCCUAGGCAAAAGAGGCUCAUGGGUGUAGAGACAUGGCUGGAAACUAUCUAUAAAACACACAUGCUUGUAACUGAAA
Molecule: messenger RNA, 1480 nt
Organism: Hemicordylus capensis (graceful crag lizard)
Lineage: Eukaryota; Metazoa; Chordata; Lepidosauria; Squamata; Cordylidae
Gene: PTPN20
Product: protein tyrosine phosphatase non-receptor type 20
Exons: 10
Coding region: 146-1267 (373 amino acids)
Biological process (GO): protein dephosphorylation
Molecular function (GO): protein tyrosine phosphatase activity
Source: RefSeq, a predicted model, not a curated record